CCCCUCCCUCCCUCCAUGUCCAUCGUCCGUUCCCCCCCUUCCCUGUCCUGUCCCCCUUCUCCAUCUGCGACCGAGGACCCCCAGUAUCAACCUUUUUUUGUUUUUCUGAGCAAACCCGGCUUGAGACGGCACCCACCGUGUGACCCGGCAAGCCACCCGUCACCUUACCUCUGAAGUCUUGCCCGUGGGCCGGGUGGAAGGGGUAAGGUGGUGGUCUGCGACCAGGUCAGCCAAGCUCACACCUCCCGUGUCCUCCGGUGCAAAUCCAAACUUAUAAAGUUGGACGGCCCUCCCCUCCCAUCCGUUACCUCUCCUUCUAUCUGUAUCCCAACGCUCUCAUCCUUCCUCGACUCUACUCGCCAAAACUCUCAGUGUCUUUCAAAAGCAGUUGAUCUGUUCUCCCACACGCCGAUUGCCAACUCUCGCAACCAAACCAAAUCCACACCAAAACACAACCAAAAAAACAACAUAUACAAAAUGUCUUCUCCCGUCGACAACUCCGUCUUCCUCUCCCUCGCCCCCACCACCUCGUCCUCCUACCCCUUCAGACAGCAGCAGCAGGCCGCCGCCACCACCACCACCACCGAGCCGGCGCCCCUCAAGCGCCGCACCUCGAGCAUGAGCAGCGACGGCAGCAACGGCCUUCGCUUCCUCAAGCUCGGUCCCGUUCACUACGGCGAGCACCCCGACGAGCACAAGUCUGACUGGCACCCUGCUCUCCUGGGCUAGGUCCGCUCAUUCAACGAUGAUGAUGAUUCUUCUUUUUUGAAUUGUUUUCCUUUCACAUCAUUAAAGCAAGCCAAAAUUCAUGAUUUUUCCAAAUCGCAUCAAGCCAAUCAAAGUCUGGAUACCAAAGGUGCAGGAAACCAACAAGGCAGUUUGUGCCCAAAAACAAGCGACUAGACGAGCUAAGGGGAGCUCUGGGAGGAUGAGCGAAUAGGCGCUGGAUCUUUUUUCCAUUUUUUUUUUUUUUUCUUUUUUACACAUCAUUGAGUACAACACCUGAAGAAAGUAGGGCAGAUUGUCUCUUGGGCCGGGAUGAACAACUUCACAACCCCCCAUUCGGUUAUAGAGUCUUGGGGAAACGGGACGGAACACGGGACCAAUUCACACAAAAGAAGAAGAAAAAAAUACUAAAUUGGAGUUUUUGACGGAAACAAAUCAUCGUGUGAAGAUUUGCUAUGCUUGCAUGUGCUGAGAAUCCUAUUGUGUGAGUCUGGUACGAUUGCCAAAAGCCACUGAACUGGACCGGACCGGUCUCUUCUCUUACAACAUACAAUCGGCAACAAGCGGGUGAAGAAGAAAAAAGUCGUCAUGCAGCCCAGAUUACAGAGAGUUGGAGGGGCAUGGUGGUGUGGUGGGCACAUCACCUCAAGUCUCUCUUCGGCUGUGCCGCAUUCUCGGGAAGCCUGCGAGUAGGUACAUCACACAUUGCCGGGCUACGCGGAUCAAGGGAAGGGAAGGAGGAAGGACUUUGAGGAGCGAGAGCGACAUGGGGUGGGAAGAGAGAGCCAGAGGCUUGGAGCUGUCAAAGUCGGGGGUACACCAACUCGCCGAGACCUUCCCUGCUCUCUGAAGGUUGCUUGGAAAUACAGUCAUUGUAACAUGACUAUCUUUACACGCACUUACAGGUUCCAGACGGAGAAGAGAAAGAAUGGGAGUGCACAACAGAGAAGGGGAGGGGAAGGGAGCAAAGACCAAGCUUCUGCGAUGUGGGCCGCUCUUCAUGCAAUGAUCUGAC
Colletotrichum scovillei is the source of this 1741-nucleotide messenger RNA. RefSeq lists its product as uncharacterized. The record is from RefSeq and is a predicted model, not a curated record. Bases 478 to 729 code for a protein of 83 amino acids. The transcript has a single exon. NCBI's taxonomy places the organism in Eukaryota, Fungi, Ascomycota, Sordariomycetes, Glomerellales, Glomerellaceae.